AUGGCUGAAGAACUCCCCAGCACCGAUAUCGUUACACUCACUCGCCAUGUACUCCAUGAUCAACUCAGAUUAGGCGCUGCAGCCACCGGCGAUCUCACUCUCCUCCUCACCGCCAUCCAAGUUACCUCCAAAUUCAUAGCGACAAACGUCCGUAAAGCCCGCCUCAUCAAUCUGGUUGGGUUGGCUGGCGAGACCAACGUCCAAGGCGAAGAGCAAAAGAAACUCGAUGUCCUCUCGAACGAUAUCAUGGUGAAUGCGCUGCGCGCCUCUGGAAAGACUGCAGUCCUUGUUUCGGAGGAGAUUGACGAGGCCAUCAUUAUCGAGGACAAGUACAAGGGGACCUAUUGUGUCGUCUUUGACCCUCUGGACGGCAGCAGCAAUAUCGACGCUGGUGUGAACAUUGGGACGAUUUUUGGCAUCUACAAAGUGCGGCCCGGGUCCAAGGGUACGGUUGAAGAUGUCUUGAGACCCGGCAGUGAGAUGGUAGCUGCUGGGUAUACUAUGUAUGGAUCGUCUGCCAAUCUCGUGCUCUCCACUGGCUCAGGCGUUAACGGCUACACUCUCGAUGCCGCUCUUGGUGAAUUCAUUCUAACCCAUCCUAAUAUCAAGAUUCCUCCUCGCGGCAAAAUCUAUUCAUUCAACGAGGGUAACUCUGUGUACUUCAACGCCCCCGUAACCAACUACCUCAAGUCAAUUAAAUUCCCGCCAGCCGGAAAGUCGCCCUAUAGCGCCCGAUACAUUGGCUCUAUGGUUGCCGAUGUUCACAGAACUUUGCUCUAUGGCGGUAUCUUCGGCUAUCCAGACGACAAGAAAAGCAAGAAUGGCAAGCUGCGUCUGUUGUAUGAGGCUUUCCCGAUGGCGUUUUUGACAGAGCAGGCUGGAGGUAUUGCUACGACAGGCACGAAACGGAUAUUAGACAUCGUUCCCACUGGAAUUCACGAGCGAUGCCCCGUGUUUCUGGGAAGUAAGGAGGAUGUUCAGGACUUGAUGAAGUGUUAUAGUGAGGCGUCGUAA
This is a messenger RNA of Mycena indigotica, 1014 nucleotides long. RefSeq names its product FBPase domain-containing protein. Bases 1 to 1014 code for a protein of 337 amino acids. Gene Ontology annotation, molecular function: fructose 1,6-bisphosphate 1-phosphatase activity. Gene Ontology annotation, cellular component: cytosol; cytoplasm. The record is from RefSeq and is a predicted model, not a curated record. Gene Ontology annotation, biological process: fructose 6-phosphate metabolic process; gluconeogenesis; fructose 1,6-bisphosphate metabolic process. The transcript has 6 exons. Lineage: Eukaryota; Fungi; Basidiomycota; Agaricomycetes; Agaricales; Mycenaceae.